UUCAAUAAUACAAAGCGUGAUUUGGAACGUAGAUUUAAGUUGAUUUAACGGUCACUAACUGAGCGUUAACGCAUUGCAUACAAAAGAAAACAAAACAAAGGUCUCCUUUCAUCUCUUUAUUUUCGCGCGCGAUUUCUGGUAGCCUCUAGGUAUUUACAAUAUAUGCUCUAUUUUACGGUUAAAUCAUUAAAUUUAAUUACUUCAUUGCUUGUAUAAGAAGUAAAAAGAUUAUUAAGUUGAAGAUUUAAUAGAAGUUUAUAUACUAAUUGAAGUAUGUUCUCGAAAGCAAAAAGAUUUGAACCAUCAGCAUUAAUUAAAACUCAAUCAAAAACCCUACCUAAACGAGAUAUAGAUAAACAACAUAUCAAAGCGCCUGUUGUUACGAAAAGUAAGGUGCCUACCUCAACGCCUUCUAAGGAAAACUUUGAAGUGAAAUCUCAAUGUAGUUCAGUAACGAGUACAAAAUCUUUCAAAACUCCAAAGCCUCUUAAAAAUUCGAGUACUACAAGUAAACCGUUAACCAGUAGUCUUAAAAAGACAUUGUUACCACCUGCCAAAAAUUUGCCUAAAAAUAAUGAAGCCAAAGACCAAGAUGAACUUAUUAAAGCAUAUCAAGUUGAAAUAAGGAACAAAGAUUGUACUAUAACUGAGUACAAUAAACAAAUAGAUGACCUCAAAAAUGAAAUUGCUAAAUUACAAAAAUUAUUACAAGAAAACAACAACUGUGAGGAUGUUGAAAAAAUAAAAAACAAAUUUGGUACGCUAAUUAUUAAUGAUGAAAACUCUAACAAAAAUGAUGAAAUUAUAACUGAAGCUUAUGUAGCUACAGUUAUUAAUAAUUUAAAGUGUGAGAUAUUUGAAUUACAAAAGCAAUGUGAAAAGUUAGAAAAUGAAGUCAGUGAUAAGCAAGUUGAACUUUCGUCUCUUGAGGAAGUUAUCACAAUUAGGGAUAGUUUGUGUACAGAUCUUCAGAAAAAGCUUACAGAUGUCGAAACUUGUUUGGAAGAAACUCACCAAAGACUAGAAAUGGUUAAAGGGCAUCAUGCUUUGGCUCUGGAAGCAAAUGAGAGUAUCAGACGUGAAUACAAAGCUGAGCUUGAAACUCUAAAAACAAAACUAGAUGAGGAAAAACAAACAAUUGUUGCUAAAUCUAAAGCUGAUCAAGAGAAUUUGAAGUUAAAGCACAAUUCCUUAAUUGAUUCAAUCAAAAGUCAACUUAAAAAAGAAAAAGAUGAAAAGGUACAGGAAUUGCUACAUGCUAUGGUGGCUAAGGAUAAAGAAAUGAAGGCUAAAUUAGAACAAAUUGAUGAAGCAACACAGGAAAAGUUAAAACUAUGUGAAAUACAGUUUGAGGAACGUAGUAGACAUUUACAGGAGCAUUGGACUCAGCAACAAAGAGAAAUACAAUGCUUAGAGGUUGAGAUAAAAGAGUUAAAGCACUCAUUGCAAUUAAAUGAAGAGAAAAAUGCUGCAUUAAAUAAGGAAAUUAAAAAUAUGCAAAAUGAGAAUGAUAUUUUAAGAAAUGAAAAGUCAAAUUUGAUGCAGGAUCUGGAAGUUAUGAGAGAUGAAUCAAAAAAGAAAGUUAUAGAUUUUGAAAAUGAAAUAAAUAAGUUGACAGUGGAAGUUGACAGAGCUGUUAAAGAAAAAAAUAAAUUUGAAAUGUCCUUAUCAGUCACCAGAGAUAUUGUACAAGUUUUAACAAUGCGCUUAAGAGAAUCUGAUAAUGAAUUGGAACACUUGGAAAGCCAAGUUCAAACUUUGACAAAUUCUAAAGAAGUUCUAGAAUCUGAAUUAGCGACAUUUAAGAAUACACUUAAUAACACAGUAUUGGAAUGUAAUGAGUAUAAGGAAGCUCUUGUAAAUAUACUGAAAUCAAAGGCUGCUUUGGCUAAAGAGCACAAUCGAAUUAUGGAACAUAAUGUGUCUCUGAUAGAAAGCUUACAAAAUGUUGAAAAGGAAGCCUAUCGUGAACUUGGCUCUAUUAAAAAUGAGCUAAUAGAAGAUGUAGAAAUUAUUAAAAAAGAAUCUAAAUCUCAAAUACAAAUGUUAAGGGAAGAGGUGGAAAAGAAACGGGUUUUGUGUCAGUUGGCCACAGAGCAUGCUGGACAAGCAACAGCUGCAGCAGAGCAGUCUCGUGUACUGCUCGCACAGGCGUCUGCAGAAAUAUCCAGACUUGAGAGUGAAAAUCAUUGCAUCCAACAACAGAUUCAAGAUCAACAGUCUUUGGUGGUCGAACUGUCACUGCUGCGACAAGAGAAUGAGGAAUUAACAAUGACUGUUGCAAAACAAUCUUCUGUUAUGGAUAAACUUAGAAAAGAAGCAGAUCAAGUACAGAUGAAACCUAAAUCUCCUUCUGUAAUACGUAAAAGCCAUAAAAUUGGAAAGGAGAACAUACAAGUUAUUUCCCCUCUUAGGGAACGUAAUCAUUAAUUAUGAAAAUAAGGAAUGUUGUUCUCGGCAGUAUUCAUGACAAAAUGCUAACAUUUUUAUUGCCAAAAUUUGUUUCUGAUUGUCGUUUAUUUAUUUGUUUUAAUUUAUUGGCAUGUUAC
Messenger RNA from Nymphalis io (European peacock), 2549 nucleotides. It is a transcript of the gene mira, whose product is annotated as myosin-3. The transcript is spliced from 6 exons. The coding region runs from base 274 to 2430 and encodes 718 amino acids. NCBI's taxonomy places the organism in Eukaryota, Metazoa, Arthropoda, Insecta, Lepidoptera, Nymphalidae. The record is from RefSeq and is a predicted model, not a curated record.